GGAGGAGGAGGUUGAAGAGGAGGUCUGUGUGCAGGAUUCCAUCACACUUAGCAACAGCUUUGUUGUUACCAUGGCAAUGCUGUGUAAUGUUCUCUGCUCCCGCCUCGUCCUCUCUCGCUCUCUUGUCUCUCUCUCGUCUUCACUUUCUCCCUGCGUUGCCACGGCGAUUCUCUGGGAUGAGGAGCCGCAUCGUUCAGCGGCAGUGUCGGAGUGUUGAGCCGAGCAGGACGUCCACAGACGAUCCUUCAUCCUCUCCGAGACGCUGUCAUUUACCCCGCUUUGACCUUUUGUCAACUUUGACCCCUCGCUUCCUCCGUCACAGCAGAUCAGAGAUCAGUGCCAUUUCUGGUCGGCUGCUGGCUGACGUCACUGCAAGUUGGAUGAACUUCCGUCUUUUCCCAACACCAAUUGGCAUCCAUGUUGGCAGUCUGACAGCUGGCCGACGGCAACUCACCUCCUUCUCCUCCUCCUCUACACUGAUAUGAACGUGGAGGUGCAGGAGUCACCGCUGUCCCUGGAGGAGGAACUGCAGGAAGAGGAGGAGGAAGAGGAACAGGAAGAUGUUCCACAACUGGAAGAUGAGAUGAAACUUGAGGAGGAGAUACAGGAGGAGGAGAUGCAGUGGACGGAAGAGGUGCAGCGGGAGGAACAGGAAACUGAGGAAGCAGAAAGGCAGGAGGUACAAGAGGAGGGGGAGCAGAAAGAGGGAGAGCAACAAACGGAGCAGGAAAAUGAGGUGGUGCAACAGGAGGAGGUGGUGCAGAUUGUCAAGAUGUUGCAGGAGGAUCCGACUGAAGAAGUGCAGGAGGAAGAGGAGGUGCAACAGGACGAAAAGCAACAUAUGAAGGUAGUGUUACAAGAGGAGGAUGAGAUGCAGCAGCAGGAGGAAGAGCAAGAAAUGGAGGACGUGCAAAAAUAUGAUGAGGUACUUCUAGUGUGGGAGGACAAGGUGCAGCAGGAGGAAGAGGUGGAGGAAAAGGAAGUGAAGCAAGAGUGGGAGGAGGAGGUGCAGCAAAUUGACAAGUUUGAGCGGGAAAAUCCCACUGAGGAGGUGCAACUAAAUGACCAGCAGCAAGGGAAAGAGGAGGAGGAGGAGAUGAAGCAGGGAGAAGCACAACAAAUUAAGGUGGUAGUUCAAGAUGAAAACGAAGAGAUACAGCAACUUUACUUGGAGGAGGUGCAGCAAGAGGUAGAGCAAGAAUUGGAGGAGGUCCUGCAAGAGGAGGAAGAGGAGAUGCAGCAGGUGGAGGUGGAAAAGGAGAAUAAGAUACAGCAAGAGGAAGAGGAGAAUUAUAAGGAGAAUGUGCAGCUUGAAGAAGAACAUCAAAUGGAGCAAUUCCAGGAAGAGAUUCCACAAGAGGAGGUGAAGGCAAAUGAGGUGCAGCAAGGGUGGAAUGAGGAGGAGGAGGAGUUGCAGGAUUUUGUGGAUCUUUUGGAUCAAAACCACAACAGUCAGGUUCUGAAUCGCCUCAGAGGAAUGCAGAAAUAUAAAAACACAUCACAGAGGCUCAAAGCGGUUCUGGACCAAAUGGACCACGGUGUAGUGGACCUGCAGGAGCUGCGUUGCAACUUGCAGCUGGCGGUUUCAAUGCUGGACACCGUCUACACGGAUGAGACCAAACGUCUUCUGGAUCCCGAAGAUGAGCUCAGUGAAUUGCAGGCUGAGUCGGUGCCCAGCGAGGUGCGUGAUUGGCUGGCGUGCACCUUCAGCAGGAAGAUGGGAGUGGCCAAGCGUCGCUCUGAGGAGAAGCCCAGAUUCCGCAGCAUCGUUCACGCCGUGCAAGCGGGAAUAUUUGUGGAGAGGAUGUACAGACGGACUUCUAACAUGGCUGGACUCACGUACCCACCCACGGCUCUGACAGCUCUGAAGGACGUAGAUCAGUGGUCCUUUGAUGUGUUUGCCCUACAUGAGGCCACUGGGGACCAUGCCCUCAAGUUCCUGGUCUAUGAGCUGCUGACCCGCUAUGACCUCAUCACCAGGUUCAGGAUCCCGGUCCCAGCUCUGGUGCAGUUCGUGGAGGCUUUGGAGAAUGGCUACAGUAAACACAAAAACCCAUACCACAACCUGGUCCAUGCCGCUGACGUCACCCAGACAGCACACUUCCUGAUGCUACAUACUGGACUCAUGCACUGGCUCAGUGAGUUGGAGAUUCUAGCGAUGGUGUUUGCAGCGGCCAUUCAUGACUUUGAGCAUACAGGAACAACCAACAACUUCCACAUCCACACAAGGUCGGAGGUGGCCAUCUUUUACAAUGACAGGUCAGUGCUGGAGAACCACCACGUGAGCGCCGCCUACAGGCUAAUGGCGGAGGAGGACACCAAUAUCUUGAUCAACCUGAACAAGGACGACUGGAGGGAGCUGAGGGCGCUCGUCAUUGAGAUGGUGAUGUCCACUGACAUGUCGUGUCACUUCCAGCAGAUCAAGACCAUGAGGAACACCCUGACACAGUCACAUGGUGUGGACAAAGUGAAGGUCUUAUCUCUGAUGCUUCAUGCCGCCGAUAUCAGUCAUCCUGCCAAAGCGUGGCCGCUGCACUUCCGCUGGACGCACAGCCUGAUGGAGGAGUUCUUCAGACAGGGAGACAAAGAAGGCGAACUCGGACUUCCUUUUUCACCUCUUUGUGAUCGCAAGGCCACCAUGAUAGCACAAUCUCAGAUUGGUUUUAUUGACUUCAUCGUGGAGCCGACAUUCAGUGUUCUUGUGGACAUGACAGAAAAGGUGAUUGGUCCUCUGAUAGACGAGGAAAGAAAGGCCCGGGAGACAGGAAACAGGCGGUCUAGCCUAACAGGAAGUGGCUCUGUCACUGUGGAGUCUGUCCAACGACAUAACAGCGGUCGCCAUGGCAGCAGUGAUGACGGGCAGCUGGACUUCUCCUUGACCGCCAUUGACCUGCCGGCGCUAAGGGCGCACCUGUCUGGUGUCAUUGCCGGCAACAAGGAGCGAUGGAAAGAACUCUCUGUGGACGAGUUAGCCAAUAAGGAGCAAGAAGAGCAGGAGAGGGCGGAUUCUAAGGACCAAACACAGGACUCCAAUGACCUCGAAGCUGCGGACCACUCCACAUGGAAUGGGGUGGGGUCAGGAGAGGAGCAGGAAGACGAAAACACCUGAUGGACAUCCACUGUGAAGCGUUUGAGGGGAAACCGUCGUCUUGGCGAAAGAAGCGCAGUGACAGAACCAGUCCUGGGGAGCCUCAAGGGCCCUCCAGGAGGCCUCCAGAUCUUUUGUUUACUAGUGACGAUGAAGGCAUCAUGCGCUUCCUAGCAGCUUCAUUGUCCAAACAUAGUGGGGCGGAGCUAUGGAGCUGAUAGGAAGUACCCGUGUCGUUUGUCCCAUUAGAGGCAGGGAGGGUCCACAUGUAUAACACUGUAGAUGAAUCUAGAAGCUAUCAAGCCUGCAUGUCCCACCAUGCAUCAGUGCUGUGGAUCACUGCUCUACUAGCGCAGCUUCUGAUGUUUUUACGCUCAUCACUGUUGCUUCUUCUGGCUGUCAAUAAAGAUCAACCAUCAAAAUGGUUUCACCCCCAAACUGUUCAGCCAGCGAAGGGGCAGGGCCUCCAUCACGACAUUCUUCUGAGCACUGUGUCUGUUCAUGUGAUGUGUGCUGUCGCUAUUGUGCACUUUGUGUGUGUGUGUGUGUGUAUGAGAGUGUGCACUGUACAGCUAGCUUCUGUAAACUUGUAUUAAACAUUUUCAACUUGGUCCA
Messenger RNA from Doryrhamphus excisus (bluestripe pipefish), 3703 nucleotides. RefSeq names its product phosphodiesterase 1A, calmodulin-dependent (gene pde1a). Gene Ontology annotation, biological process: signal transduction. NCBI's taxonomy places the organism in Eukaryota, Metazoa, Chordata, Actinopteri, Syngnathiformes, Syngnathidae. The record is from RefSeq and is a predicted model, not a curated record. Gene Ontology annotation, molecular function: 3',5'-cyclic-nucleotide phosphodiesterase activity.